GACGGCGCGAGUCUUAAAACCCGUCUUGCCAGUGAGGAAUGACAUCUGGAGAUCAAAUAGAAGCUAACGGUUCUUCCACCUUACGACGAUAUAGACCUACACCACUGAUCAAGUCUCGCGUCCCGGUCACCGGUAGUGGCCCCAUGAUGACGAUGGACGUAGCAGGUGGGGGCGGGGGCAAAGCUGGGGACACUGUGACCAAAGGCAGUGGCGCCGGCCAACCUGGGGGACAAACGGGAGCGCAGGAAUGUGCCGGGUGCUGUAAACCAAUCACGGAGAGGUUUCUGCUCAAAGCGCUGGACAUGUUCUGGCAUGAGGAUUGUCUGAAGUGUGGGUGCUGUGAUUGUAGGCUUGGAGAGGUAGGAUCAACGUUAUACACCAAAGCAAAUCUCAUACUCUGCAAGAGAGACUACCUUCGUCUAUUUGGCAACACAGGCUACUGUGCAGCUUGUUCAAAGGUGAUACCUGCCUUCGAAAUGGUGAUGAGGGCUAGAAGCAAUGUAUACCACCUGGAAUGUUUCGCAUGUCAACAGUGCAAUCACAGAUUCUGUGUAGGCGACAGAUUCUAUCUAUGUGAAAACAAAAUACUCUGCGAGUAUGACUACGAAGAACGUUUAGUAUUUGCGAAUAUGGCGUACAAUCCACCAUCUUUAUCGCAUCUCAAAAGGCAGACGUCGAUACCUCCGGUGUCACUCCCCGGCCACCUCCUGAACGGCGUAACCCCAGGCACCGCCCCAGGCGGCGGUCGACCGCCCCCACUGCCUCCCAGCAACGGUGACAUGAACAACAACAUGUCAGGUGGAGGAGGAGCAGGCCCACCCACUCCAGGCGGUGCCAACAGCCAAUCGCCGUUUGGAUCCGCCCACAAGAAUGGCCCCCCUCCACCCAUGCAACUGGGGACGGCAACCAGCUGAAAGUACUACAUGCAACAGCGCAGACUGUGAUGAUGCAACUGUUACUAGGUGAUAGUGAUAAGGUCGUUGAUUGUAGGUUUAAGUUGUUUUCGUGGAGGAAAACCACUUGGUGACUGAAAAUGUGCAAUAAGGGCUAUUCUAGUAAAAGUGUGAUUAUUAGUUUGGACUUCUCACGUUGAAAAUGUCGAUUAGCAUCGAAUCUUAUACACGGUGUUAAUAUAGUAUCUAACCAAACUUAAAGCGAUGAUUGCUAUGGGGGUUUUUAGACCAAUUUGAGAGUUUAUACAGGAUGUAAAGUUAUGGGUGGAUCAACCGAAGCCAGACGGUAACGGACCUCACUAACUUACUAAUUGGACAGAUCUCUAAUUUAACUAUGUACAGUCAGAACAACAGGUCUACCAUUUUCAAAAACGUAGAUCAGGUAAUGCUUCGUUUUUAUGGCAUAGGGUGUUAAACUGUUUUCGAAUCUAUAGAUUUUUCGUAGAAGUGUCAAUUCUUCUUCAAUCUGUAAUGUUUGUUGAUUUUCAACAACCACAGUCGUAUCGCUGGAAAUUUAAAUCAAGCUAAUGCAGCAAAACACGUCAAAAACCUAAACGUAUGAAAAAUAUAUUAAAUUCCACCAAAUUCAAACAUAAGCGGCUAAAACGCAGUUACGACUAACAAAAAAACAAACUUUCGAUGAAGAGUGACACUGUAUCUCUAUGAGAAAAAUUCCUGAAUGACUGAGUUAAUGAAUACUUUAUUCCUUUUAACAUAAAUACAAUCUUACAAGAGGUUGGGUUGGAUAUUUUAAGACUAGAAACAGUAUUCAAAUAAGUACACCUAACCUUUCGGAGAAAGAUUCGAUAUCAACAACAUUUCUCUCAGUUCAGCCAGUCGUAUUUUUAUGAUACAUGGGGCAUUCUGAAAAUAUGUGUGUUAAAGUUUAAUACAUUUGCAUAUUCCAGAUUGUAUCAAGUUCUCAAGGAUUUAUAAUGUGUCCCUGAAUGAGAAUUCAAGCAAAGAAUUAUUUGCCACUACACGUGUUACAGAGAUGGAAAUCUUGAACAUGUAUUUCGGAUAGUUCCUCUUUAAUGUGAAGCUGUUAAAAAAUGUAGGGAAUGUGGAGGUAAUGAUUGCAAGUUUGUCUCGUUGAAACAUGAGAAUUUCAUAGGUUUCUAUAAUCAUAUAAUACAAAUUCCUGCGGAUGCCUAUGCCUAUAUUUAUAUAAAGCUUUUGCUUCCCGUAUGUCUGUCUCCAAGUCUAAAUCUAUAUGACACUGAUGAGCUGCAAAUGAGCACGGAACAACGCUGUCUGCGGUUGGUCAUGAUUAUAGAGACGGAAAACAAACAUGUCCGUUUGCGUGUGUCCAUCUAUAAAUAUAUGCAUAGAUAGCCCAGUGCUGAUUUGCCUCAUGAAAACUUGAUACUUCCUCUCCUUGACGGGACGACCGUAACGGUGGUGCGACAUCUAUCUGUGCGUAGGUCUCAGUAGGUAACGGUCGACAGAUUUUCACCUACUUGCGCACAAUUUGUAAUUUUAUUCUGAGGAUCACCCAAAGUAAUCGCGCUUUGGACAGGUAUUUUACUAAUACCCUGUAUACAAAAUGACUCAAAUCGUCAAAUUAUUUCCCACUUAGUUACAAGUAAACACUGGUGCAAUCGUAGGAAAUGAAAAUUGACGAGGAACGUCGUAAUCGUAACUAACUGGAUGUGUUGAACCUACGAUGUGAAAGACCGUAUCCAAAGAUUGGACAGUAUUUUCGAUACUUUCAGAUUUAGUGGUCUCCAAGAGGUUUACCUCGAUGUUACUAUUAUAGGUGAUAUCUGAUCUUUGAGUCAUCAAUGUGCCAUACAAAUAUAGAAUCAUCUUAGUAUGUAUUUCAAGCAGAUCUGAAAGAAAAGGAACAUGUUACCUCUUUUGUGUAUAAUGUAAUAAGUUAAUCAAGGAGAAAGUUUCUCAUUUCAAAUCAAACGUGAUUUUUCCAGGUUAUGAAAGACAUCCAUUCUUUGGACCAUUACAUUUGAUCUGAGGAAACUUCCUCAAUUCUAGUACUAUCUAUAAACCACCUACAUAUAUUUACGCUAUGUACAUAUUUUAGAAUAAACUUGAUCGUUUUCCGAUCAAAGCUCAACAUGUAUACUAUGUCUAAGCAUUAGUGCUAUGCAAUUUGUUCAUAAUAAUUAUCCUUUUGUUAUCUUUCAUAGUAAUUGUUCUGUAACUAUGUAUAUAAAUGUUAUUUCGUUUUCGAAAAAAGUAAUUCAAUAUUGCUUCAGAAACCUCUAUGUUAAUGUAGAUAAGUUACAAACUUCCGACUUCCGAGGUUUCAAUCACUUUUACAUCAGAUGCAGUUACGUUUUGUUCCUCUCAACUAGGGUGACCCUACCAUGCUGUGAGGUGUGAUGAUAAGAUGAUUGGGUUCCCGCUACACUGUAUAUAUUUAUAAAACUGUACUAUACAAUCGUUAGAUACUGCAAAAUGCAUGUUUAUAAUGCCUAUAGGUCAACGUUAUAGGAGAGAAAGAGGAUCAUGCCAACGGAUCUAGUUAUUGUAAUUGUUUUUUUGCAAAUAAAAAUAACGUUCAACUCUAUUCUAAAAAUAACAUUUUUUCAGAAAUUUUAAAUUUCGACUAGUAAGAACUGUUUGAAUUAACAACGAUAAAAGAUCCGAUGCUAAGAUUUUCUCAGUUAUUUUAUUUUGAUUCUGAAUAUCACCGUGUAAAAAGGUUUUGUAUUAUUUCUUAUUGUGAACAUAAGGAAAUGUAUUGUCAUAUUUAAUCGAAUCAUAGAACUAUGCGAAAUAUUCUGUUCAACUAACUACUUUGUACUUUCUUAGUUGCCAUAUGUGUCCGCUAGUUGCCAAAAUUAUUAACUCAAUUUGAAAAAAAUCAAUAAACACUAUUUAGAAUCCUUGAAUAUAUUUCAACAAAAUUUGAAAGUCUCCAUGUCUUAAAUAUGUCAUUGCCAUCUAUUUAUAAAUGCUCUUACUGUUAGGAGAAAUCUCAAGUGCAAUACUGGAGCUAAAAACUUUUUAAACGUAAUGCCGUUUUGUCUACCAUCUUGUAUUUUAGCAGGUGUGUCCCCAAAAAGACCGAUAUUUUCAUAUGAUCAAGAUUAUUUGCCAAUUUAGGUACAGACCAUAUAGUUUAUUUACCUUUUUUAACGUAUCCAUGUGUGGCAAAAGUUCUCAGUCUGAUCAAUUACAGAAUGUAUGAAGGGAGCCAGUGGUAACCGAUACAUAUUUUUUAUUCUAUGUAGGAUCUCAUGCUAGACUAGACCAUUACAGGAGCAGUUGUAUCAAAUGUACCUGCCAAUUUUUAACUACUUCACACAGAGCAGUUGGAGUACUACUAUGUAAUACUUUCAUUGUAAUUGAUCAUUGAGAAGUCUGUACUUAUUAAUGGUAUAAUGAUUGCGCCCACGCACGUUUACAUCAUCAUCAGAAUACAUUAGAUCUCAUGUAUGUUUUAUUUCCACUUCAUUAUUAAGCACACCAUUAUUGAACCAAAAUAUGAAAAAAACUUUGACAGCGCAAGCACGAGAAGUAGCUGUUAUACUUUGUUGAGAAAAUACUCACUGUAAAAGUUUUUUAUACAUUCCACAAUACUGUAUUUUAGCCUAAUUCUGUUUAAGCUGCAGAAACAAUAUGUGUAGAUUUGUCGUUACUGAACCAAAUUAUUUGACCAAAGAUAAAUAAAUAUUUGAAGAAAU
Molecule: messenger RNA, 4603 nt
Organism: Acanthoscelides obtectus
Lineage: Eukaryota; Metazoa; Arthropoda; Insecta; Coleoptera; Chrysomelidae
Source: the annotation of a GenBank genome assembly